Amphimedon queenslandica is the source of this 3957-nucleotide messenger RNA. Its product is annotated as multidrug resistance-associated protein 4-like. Gene Ontology annotation, cellular component: membrane. The transcript is spliced from 30 exons. Lineage: Eukaryota; Metazoa; Porifera; Demospongiae; Haplosclerida; Niphatidae. The record is from RefSeq and is a predicted model, not a curated record. Gene Ontology annotation, biological process: transmembrane transport. The coding region runs from base 21 to 3884 and encodes 1287 amino acids. Gene Ontology annotation, molecular function: ABC-type transporter activity; ATP hydrolysis activity; ATP binding.
AGGGUGGGGUGAAGGAUGUAAUGAUGAAAGAUCCAAGGAAGAAAUUUCAGUAUAAUAUAUUUUGCCGGUUUUUCUUUUGUUGGAUAGAGCCAUUGUUUUGUAUUGGUUGUCGUAGAAGCCUCCUUCAAGGGGAUUUGUACACUCAUCCCUCAGAAUGUGACUCACUAUAUCUCUAUGACAAGUUCAAUAGGUAUUGGCUGCACGAGCUGGUCACUAGAGGUAAUGCUAAUAAAAGGAUGUGGUUGGUCAUUGUGAAGUGUCUUUGGUGGAGAAUGUUGCUAAUGCAAGUUUUGACAUUCAUACUGGUCUCCAUAUUGCUGGCACAGUCAGAAGUUUUAGGUUUACUAACAAAUUAUUUUUCAAUUGAAAGUCCAACCUCAGAUGAAACGAGAGAUGCAUACAUUUAUGCUUCACUUCUUAUAUUCUCAUCAAUCUUACUAAUGUUCAUUAACUAUGUGUUUUAUAUUGGGCGCAAGAUGGGUGGAAUGGUGAGAAUUAUACUAACCAGUGCAAUCUAUUGUAAGGUAUUCAGAUUGAGUCAAACAACCAUCAGUCGUGUGACUAUGGGUCAUGUGAUUAAUGUUGCUUCUAAUGAUGUUCAUCGUUUUGAUGAGUGUGUAUCAUACUUUCCAUUUCUCUUGGUUUUCCCCAUUCAUCUGUCAGUUGUUGUCUAUUUACUGUUUCUAAAGCUGGAAUGGUCUUCAAUGAUCACUCUUGGCAUAAACAUUAUAUUUAUACCACUUACAUUGGCUCUGGCUACCAUAUACUCAAAGUUGAGGUAUAAAGCUGCUAAAGUGACUGACAGGAGAGUUAAAGUAAUGAAUGAAGUCAUUAGUGGUAUGAGAGUCAUUAAAAUGUACGGCUGGGAAUAUGCUUUUAGUCAACUAGUUUCAAGAAUAAGAAGACAUGAAAUCUGGUUUAUUUUAGCUAGUAUGAUGAUAAAGGAGUUCAAUAAUUUACUCUCUCGGAGUGUCAUUAACAUUACUAUGUUAUUCACAUUCAGUGUGUUUACUCUAUUUGGUGGUAUACUUACUCCUGGGAUUCUCUUCAGUACUUUAGCAAACAUUUUCUUCUUGCGUUAUAGUGCCAUUCAUUUUUCUGUGGCUAUGGUUCAGUUGUUUGAUGCUCAAGUUGGAUACAAAAGAAUAAAGGAAUUUUUGCUGCUGCCAGAAUUAUCAGUUAUUUCAAUUGCUGAAAAUGCUAAAUGUGAUGAUAAUGUUACACUAGUUCCUCUUACAGCCACAAAUAAGAAUGUAGACAAUGAUAUUGGUCCAAGAAUAACCGUUGAUCAUUUAACUGCUUCAUGGUCGAUGGACAUUUGCAAACCAACACUGCUCGAUAUUUCUUUUAAUGUAGAUGAAAAGGAUAAUGCAUUGCUGGCUGUUGUAGGUCCUGUUGGAUCUGGGAAGUCUACUUUGCUCCAGUGUUUAUUGAAGGAGCUACCAGCAUUAAGUGGUACAGUAUCAGUGAGAGGAUCAAUAGGAUAUGCUAGUCAAGAAGCAUGUGUAUUCUCAACCAGUCUUAGGGAGAACAUACUGUUUGGUUUACCAUAUGAAGAUCAAUGGUAUAGGACUGUGGUACAUGCUUGUGCUCUUGAAAACGAUAUAUCAUUAUUGGAGAAUGGUGAUCUGACACUAGUGGGAGAGAGAGGAGUGACACUCAGUGGUGGUCAAAAGGCACGAGUCAAUCUAGCAAGAGCUGUCUACAGAAAAGCUGACAUAUACUUGCUUGAUGAUCCUUUGAGUGCUGUAGACUCUGCUGUCAGUAGACAUAUAUUUGAAAAGUGUAUCUGUGGAUUAUUAGCAGAGAAAUGUGUUGUACUGGUAACACAUCAAACACAAUAUUUAAUGCAUUGCCAUUCUGUACUGAGACUGGCUGAAGGUAGGAGUGUUGAAGGGGAUAGUAAUGAAGCUACUACAAAUCAAGUUGUUGAGACAAGAGCAGUGACUGUUACUGAAUCCAGUGAAAGUUUAAGCUAUGAAGAUGAUGCUGCAAAUGAGGAUGAUACUAAUUUAUUACAUGUACCUGAUGAAGAGCGGGCUCAUGGUACAGUGUCCAUGAAAACUUACUGUCAGUACUUCAAAGCUGGUGGUGGCUACCUAUUUACAGCACUUGCUUUUGGAUUAUAUAUUAUAACUGAAGCAGUUAUUGUUAUUACUGACUGGUGGAUUGCUGAUUGGUCACAGUGUUCUGUACAUGAUAACCUUAAUAGCUCCUACUCUUCCACCUGUCUUUUAUCUAACAGUGAAAGAGUUCAGAUAUAUAGCGGGUUAACUGCUGGUUUGAUAGCACUUUCUUUUAUUGGGAAAGCUUUUAUGUGUGGCCUACUAAUAAGAUCAGCACAAGUACUUCACAACAGGAUGUUUUCUCAUGUCCUGCGAGCUCCAAUAUAUUUCUUUGAUACUAAUCCUAUUGGUCAAAUUUUGAAUAGAUUUUCAAAGGACAUUGGGUUUAUGGAUGACACCUUGGUAUCCAAAUUAUCAAUUUUUUUCACAUUGACAUUUCAAAAUGUAGGAUUGUUUUUGAUUUCAGUCGUUGCUAAUUAUUAUUUGAUAAUACUGGUGGUCAUAAUCCUUGUGGCUUUCAUUGGUAUCAGGUGGUACUACCUCAAGACAGCUAGAGAUAUCAAGAGACUGGAAGCAAUCGCUCGUAGCCCAAUCUAUUCUCACUUAUCACUAACACUGCAAGGGCUCUCAACCAUUCGUUCCUAUUCAAUGGAAUCAAUAAUGAUAGAGAAACUCCACCAGUACCAGAACCAACACACUCAGUCUUGGUAUCUCUUUAUUGUCACUGCAAGGUGGUUUUCUACACGACUUGACUUUUUAAUUGCAUUAUUUUUAGCAACGUUUGUGUUAACUUCGGUUGGACUAUCGCAAGUUCUUGACCCAGCACUGUUGUCACUCACUCUAACAUAUUCACUCCAAUUAACUGAUGUUUUUGCUUUUUAUAUGAGAACGAGCACUGAAGUUGAGUCAUUGAUGGUGUCACCAGAGCGUGUUAUUGCAUAUGGCAAGUUGAAAGUCGAAGCAUCACUUGAAACUCUUUCUCCAAAGUCUCACCCACCACCUAACUGGCCUGAUAAAGGAAAUAUUGUAAUGAAUAGCGUGUCUUAUAAACAUUCAGUGAAUGGCCCUCAAGUAUUAAAUGAUAUAUCUUGCACUGUAAUAUCAAGAGAAAAGGUUGGUAUAGUGGGUAGAACUGGUGCAGGAAAGACAUCAUUAGUAUCAGCAUUGUUUAGAUUAGAGGAACCAGCUGGUGGUAGUAUUGUUAUUGAUGGAGUUGACAUUUGUACUAUAGGACUACAUGAACUUAGGAGGAAUAUAUCAAUCAUUCCUCAAGAUCCAGUUCUGUUCGGUGGAACAAUUCGUUAUAAUCUUGAUCCUUUUGACUUGUAUGAUGAGAGUGACAUAUGGAGAGCUUUGGAACAAGUUCAACUGAAAUCUGCAAUUGAAGGACUAGAUGAAGGUUUACUGUCAAUCAUCAGAGAAGGUGGUAGUAACUUCAGUGUAGGGCAAAGACAACUCUUUUGUUUGGCAAGAGCUUUACUGAGAAAGAACCCGAUUCUAGUACUGGAUGAAGCUACAGCCAAUGUAGACAUAAAAACUGAUUCUAUCAUUCAAGAAGUAAUUCGUGAGCAGUUUAGUGAAUGUACUAUACUGACUGUUGCACAUCGCCUGAAUACUGUAAUGGAUUAUGAUAAAAUUAUGGUACUUGAUAAAGGAGUAUUAGUAGAGUAUGAUGAACCUUAUUUGUUGCUCAGUCGGCCAUCAUCUUACUUAGGGCAAUUAGUAGAUCAGACUGGCCCAAUCAAUGCUAAUAAACUAAGAAACAUUGCAUUUAUGAUUCAUGAAAAGAAGCUAGGUUUAGUUGAAAAUUUAACUUAAACAAUUUUUUGUAUCAUUUUUAUUAAAAUAAUAUUGAUUGAUUACAUGAUUUGUUACGUAGUUAUAAAAUCUA